ACAAGCUCAGUGACGUCACGAUCAUUAUAAACAAAAUAAAAACGGAAAAAACAGAGGAUUCGACUGGAAAGAAGUUAAGAUGACACAACAAGCUGCUGCUCUCCAGAGCUAUAACAAUGAACUAGUGAAAUGUAUAGAAGAGUUAUGCUUGAAGCGAGAUGAUGUCCACAAACAGAUAAAACAAGAAGAAGAGGAGAAGACCAAGGUUCAGAAUGAUCUUCGUAUUCUCACUGAGAAGUUAGCUAAACUCAAUGAGAGCCUUGCUAAGAAGAUCGCAACGAGAAAUGAGUAUGACAAAACAAUUGGUGAAACAGAAGCUGCUUAUAUGAAGAUCAUUGAGAGCUCCCAUUCUCUGCUCAACGUACUACAGAAGGAAGCAGCCGUACUCAAAGAUAAAGGAGUGCCAGGUUUUACUAAUGCCUCUUCAACAACGUAACAUCUCAUUGCUUUGUACAGGGGGCCUGUCUCAUACCUAUAUUGGUCAUGUAUUUAUUGUAUAUAUUGUACAUAAAAUCAUUUUGAUGGAACAUUUGUGAUAAAAUGGGAUGUGAUGAAUGUAUUUGAUCUUUGUUCUCCCGAGUCCGUCCAAGCUUAAAGAGCGAUGUCAAUAUAAUACCAAUACUGUGAAUGUAUCUUCCUACAUGUGGACGAAGAUGAUUAUUAGUUGAUGUGACAUCUAUAUCUACACAUCUAGAUAUCUUGGUUACAUGGUUUUCAGUACUCAAAUGGCAAUCCAAUAAAGCUGGAAUGUGUGAAUGCAGAAAAAAGGGAGAGAAAUUGGUUGGUGAAAGUUUGUAAGAAAGUGGACAAUACAAUAUAUCAAGAAAGUUGAGAUGACCAAAAUCUAUGUAAAUGUUGAAUUGGCAAAUGGGUAAGUAUAUUAGUCAGCAACAAACCAUGUAAAAUUGAAAAUUAAGUUAUUGUAUAGGGGCAUAUGGGAGAGUUAUUUGCCUAUAUCAAAGACUUUGAAGUAAUGUUACCAGUUUGCAAAUUUGAAGUGAUCUCAAAUUUUGUAGUUUCAUCGUCAAUUGUGAUAUGAUGUACUAUCCAGUGGUAUUAAACAUGUCAUGGUUUUAAGUGUCUGUGAGGGAGGUAAAUGGUCAUUCAAAACUUUGCCAUCCACAUGCAUCUAUAUAGUUAAAAA
This is a messenger RNA of Strongylocentrotus purpuratus (purple sea urchin), 1144 nucleotides long. Its product is annotated as Sjoegren syndrome nuclear autoantigen 1 homolog. Bases 80 to 436 code for a protein of 118 amino acids. Gene Ontology annotation, cellular component: centrosome; ciliary basal body. The record is from RefSeq and is a predicted model, not a curated record. Lineage: Eukaryota; Metazoa; Echinodermata; Echinoidea; Camarodonta; Strongylocentrotidae. The transcript is spliced from 3 exons.